AAAAGGCACCGGAUUAAGUCAAAUUCAAAUGUUCCAUGUGUCCCAAAAGACUUGUUGAUGAUGUCAGAGUUAGUUCUUCCACAGUUCAUCUUUAGUCUUAUUCAGCACUUAAGAGAGGGGUAUAAUGAACCUGCUCUUGAUCUGCCAUCAGAGAAAGAUCUUCAUAAAAUCCUCCAAGUUUUGGAGCCUCAUGUUUCUUUUCUAGAAGACUUGACUAAAAUGGGAGGAGCAAUGCGAUCAGUUCUUACCCAGGUUUUGACUAGCCAACAGUUCUACAAAAAUCUUACCUCUGGUGUUGGAGAGAAUGCAUAUGCAAAGAAAAGUCAUGAAAAGUACCUAAUUGCUUUGAAAGGCUCUGGACUGGCAUUUCCUGAGGAUAAACUUGCAUGUGGUAUGCAGGAACAAGGAGCUGGAACUAGCACAUUAGCAGUUCAAGGUUUAGCAGGUGCUACGACAACAUCAGGACAAGGGGAUUCUUCAGAUGAGGAGGACCAGGAUGGUAGCCAAGGUGUGGGCAAGCGCAAGAGAGUGAAACUAAGCAGCACCACCAAAGAUCAAUCUAUCAUGGAUGUUUUGAAGCAUAAAUGUUUUCUAGAAGAAUUAUUAUUUUGGACAAUAAAAUAUGAGUUUCCACAGAAGAUGGUGACUUUCUUACUCAACAUGCUGCCAGAUCAAGAUUAUAAGAUUGCUUUUACCAAAACUUUUGUCCAGCAUUAUGCUUUUAUUAUGAAAACGCUGAAGAAAAGCCAUGAAUCAGACACAAUGUCUAAUAGAAUUGUGCAUAUCAGUGUUCAGUUAUUCAGCAAUGAAGAACUAGCACGCCAAGUAACAGAAGAAUGUCAGCUGCUGGAAAUUAUGGUCACUGUUCUGUUGUACAUGAUGGAAAGUUGCCUUAUUAAAAGUGAAUUGCAAGAUGAAGAAAACAGUUUACAUGUUGUGGUGAAUUGUGGGGAAGCACUGCUGAAGAAUAAUACUUAUUGGCCCCUGGUUAGUGAUUUUAUAAACAUACUCUCACACCAAAGUGUGGCAAAGAAAUUUUUGGAUGAUCAUGGUCUUUUGGUAACAUGGAUGAAUUUUGUAUCAUUCUUUCAAGGUAUGAAUUUAAAUAAACGAGAAUUAAAUGAACAUGUGGAGUUUGAAUCACAGACUUAUUAUGCUGCCUUUGCUGCUGAGCUGGAAGCCUGUGCCCAGCCAAUGUGGGGUCUUCUGUCACACUGCAAAGUCAGGGAAACACAGGAGUACACAAGAAAUGUUGUCAGAUACUGCCUUGAAGCACUUCAGGACUGGUUUGAUGCAAUCAACUUUGUAGAUGAGCCAGCUCCUAACCAAGUUACUUUUCAUUUGCCACUGCACCGUUACUUUGCCAUGUUUUUAAGUAAGGCUGUCAAAUGCCAAGAACUAGAUCUCGAUACUAUCUUGCCAGAUCAGGAAAUGCUGAUGAAACUAAUGAUUCACCCACUUCAGAUUCAGGCAAGUCUUUCUGAAAUUCACAGCAACAUGUGGGUUAGAAAUGGUCUACAAAUUAAAGGACAGGCCAUGACUUAUGUGCAGUCUCAUUUCUGCAAUUCAAUGAUUGAUCCUGACAUUUAUCUGUUGCAAGUCUGUGCCUCUAGGCUGGACCCAGAUUAUUUUAUUUCAUCUGUUUUUGAAAGGUUUAAGGUGGUAGAUCUGUUAACGAUGGCAUCACAGCAUCAAAAUACAGUUCUUGAUUCAGAGCAUGAAAGGUCCAUGUUGGAAGGAGCUUUAACAUUUUUGGUCCUUCUGUUAAGUCUUCGUUUACAUUUAGGAAUGACAGAUGAUGAGAUCCUCAGAGCAGAGAUGGUAGCCCAACUCUGUAUGAAUGACAGGACACACAGUUCAUUAUUGGAUCUCAUUCCAGAAAACCCCAAUCCUAAAAGUGGCAUUAUUCCAGGAAGCUUAAGCUUUGAAUCAGUCUUGUCAGCAGUUGCUGAUUUUAAAGCUCCUGUUUUUGAACCUGGAGGUUCUAUGCAGCAAGGAAUGUAUACACCUAAAGCUGAAGUUUGGGAUAAGGAAUUUGACCCUGUCAUGGUAAUACUUCGAACAGUUUACCGUAGAGAUGUGCAGUCUGCAAUGGACAGAUAUACAGCAUUUUUAAAGCAAAGUGGUAAAUUCCCUGGGAACCCAUGGCCGCCUUACAAGAAAAGAACGCCACUACAUCCAAGCUACAAAGGUCUCAUAAAGCUUUUACACUGUAAAACCCUGCACAUUGUUCUGUUCACGCUUCUUUACAAGAUGUUAAUGGAUCAUCAGAAUUUAUCAGAACAUGUGCUUUGCAUGGUUUUAUAUUUGAUUGAGCUGGGGUUGGAAAAUUCUCCAGAACAUGAGUCAGAUGAAGAGGAAUCUGCAAGUGGACAAGAGCGUUGCCAUGAUAGUUGGUUUCCAGGUAGUAACUUGGUUUCUAACAUGCGUCACUUCAUUAACUAUGUCCGAGUAAGAGUACCAGAAACUGCUCCAGAGGUGAAGAAGGAACCACCUGCAAGUACAAGUUCUGAUGGUUUAGCUUCAUCACAAAGUUCAAGGCGGAAGAGCCUCCAGAGAGAGAACUCGGGGACAGCUCAAGUGUUUAGUUUGGUCGCAGAACGUAGGAAGAAAUUUCAAGAGAUCAUCAAUCGCAACACCAAUGAGGCAAAUCAGGUGGUUCGGCCAAAAACAUCCAUGAAAUGGUCAGCACCUGGUGCAACUCCACAGUUAACCACAGCCAUUCUGGAAGUGAAGGAAAGCAUACUGUCCUUGCUGAUUAAAUUGCAUCACAAACUCUCAGGAAAACAAAACUCUUACUAUCCUCCUUGGUUGGAUGAUGUGGAUGUUUUAAUCCACCCAGAAAUUCCAAGAUACUCUCACGGUGAUGGAAUGACAGCAGUGGAAAGGAUUUUAUUGAAAGCUGCUGUACAGAGCAGAUUGAAUAAGCGUAUAAUUGAAGAGAUUUGCAGAAAGGUGACACCUCCUGUACCACCAAAGAAGAUUAGUUCUGCAGAGAAGAAAACUUUGGAUAAAGAAGAAAGACGACAGAAGGCCAGAGAAAGGCAACAGAAAUUGUUGGCUGAAUUUGCAUCAAGGCAGAAAAGCUUCAUGGAAACUGCUAUGGAUGUUGAAUCGCCAGAUGCCGAUGUAGCCAUGGAGAUCGCUACAUCAGAGCAGCAUGUUUCUGAAGCAAUAUAUGAUUGUGUUAUUUGCGGACAAAGUGGUCCUUCUACUGAAGACAGACCUACAGGGCUAGUUGUACUAUUACAAGCAUCCUCAGUGCUGGGACAGUGCCGCAACGGCACUGAACCAAAGAAGCUGCCAACAUCGGAAGAGGAGCAAAUAGACUCUGAGGAUACCUGUGCAACGCUGCAUGCUGUGAGGCGUAGAACUUUACAGAGGUACUUCAAAGAUAGUUCCUGCCUGCAAGCAGUGUCAAUAGGCUGGGAAGGAGGUGUUUAUGUACAAACUUGUGGUCACACUUUACACAUAGAUUGUCAUAAAUCUUACAUGGAAUCUUUACGGAAUGACCAGGUCCUCCAGGGUUUUUCAGUGGACAAAGGAGAAUUUACCUGUCCCCUCUGUAGGCAGUUUGCUAACAGUGUUCUUCCUUGCUAUCCUGGAAACAACGUGGAAAGAAGCCUUUGGCAAAAUCACAGUAACAAGUGUAUGCAAGAUCUUGUACAAGAGGUGGAAGAUCUUCAAGAACAGCUGGGAACAUUCCCAGUAAGCAUCAGUUCUGAAACAAAUCUCAGUAAAGAAAUGGAAUCUGUAAUGAAAGAUAUAAAAAGUACCACACAGAAGAAGUAUACAGAUUAUAGUAAGAGUCAGGGAUCACCUGACAAUGAUUUUCUGUUUAUGUAUUCAGUAGCCAGAACAAACUUGGAACUCGAACUGGUCCAUCGAGGAGGGAAUUUAUGUUCAGGAGGUGCAAGCACAGCUGGGAAAAGAUCAUGUUUAAAUCAGCUCUUCCAUGUGUUGGCCAUGCACAUGCGCCUCUACAGUAUAGACUCUGCAUACAAUCCCUGGAGAAAACUAACCCAGCUGAUGCAGGAUAAAAAUUCAGAGUUGGCAAGUGAAGAGCUGCCAGAAGUUCCUGUGCUUUACAGAGAUGUCUCAUCCCUUUUGCUUAUCCAGAUUUUAACCAUGCCUCAGCCAUUGCACAAAGAACACUUCACCUGCAUUAUAAAAGUGCUGUUCACUUUACUGUAUACUCAAGCCUUGGCAGCAGUUUCUGUUAAAUGCAGUGCUGAAGAUAGGAUGGCAUGGAAGGAGUCAGGAGCUCUCAAAAAGAAUACAUCCAGUGGAGAAAAAUCCUGGGAAGUAUUGCUGGGUCAUGUGAUUACUGAGCUGUCUAAGGGGAAGAUAUAUGAAGAAGGAGAGACUGAAGAAUUAACAGUGGUAAAUCCUGAUUCUGUAGAGUGCUAUCUGCAGCAGUUCUGCCUGCCUUUCCUCAGGAUCACAAGCCUUCUUCAACACCAUCUUUUUGGAGGAGAUUUACCUAGUUGCCAGGAAGAUGAAGAAUUCACAGUUCUUGCAAGUUGCCUGGGUCUAUUACCAUCUUUUCAGUCAGCUCAUCAGUUCACCAGUGCCUCUUGUCUCGACUGGCCAGUGCCAGCAUUUGACAUGAUAUCACAGUGGUGCUCAGAAUUAGCUUCCUUUGCAGAUACACAUCCAGAUCAAGUAAAGGUUUUGCUUAUCCAGGAGCCCAAGUGGGACUUGCCACGCCUCCUCCAGUUGCCUGAGAAUUAUAAUACCAUUUUUCAGUAUUAUCACAGAAAGACUUGCACUGUUUGUUCCAAGGUUCCUAAAGAUCCUGCUGUUUGUCUAGUUUGUGGUACUUUCGUAUGCUUGAAAGGACUAUGCUGCAAACAACAGAGUUACUGUGAAUGUGUACUGCAUUCUCAGAACUGUGGAGCUGGGACAGGAAUAUUUCUUUUGAUUAAUGCGUCUGUAAUCAUCAUCAUACGAGGUCAUCGCUUCUGCCUUUGGGGUUCUGUUUAUCUUGAUGCACAUGGUGAAGAAGACAGAGAUCUUAGGCGUGGUAAACCCCUCUACAUAUGCAAGGAAAGAUACAAAGUGCUUGAGCAGCAAUGGGUGUCUCAUACUUUUGAUCAUAUCAAUAAACGAUGGGGGCCACAUUAUAAUGGCUUGUAAAUCACCAUGGUCAUCACCUACAUGCUGUAUCAUUGCUGUUCCCGUGAAUGAAUGCAUCUUGACUGACAAUAGCUUUAACUGAAUGGGAGUUCAGCUUUUUGUCUCGGGGUAGAGUGGGCUACGGGCAUAAAAGGGAAAUGGAACUUUGUCAACAUGUGAAGUUUUUGCAAAAUUAGCUGCUGUUGCUACUAAAUAAUGAUAAAGUAAGUUGAAAUUAAAUCGUCAAAAUUGUGUGAGAAAUCUGAUUGCACUCAGUAGUCCAUUUUUCUUCUGUUUUUUAAAGCCCAUUAAUGUUAAGAAGCACAAAUUGUACCUACAGUUUAGAGGCUCCAGGUAUACCUGCUGGGUUUUUAUUUUUCUCUGCAUGGAAUUGAGUUUUUAGCAGUUUUUGCUGAAACAGCGUAUGUGUCUACUACAUCUACUAACUAUGUUGG
Molecule: messenger RNA, 5573 nt
Organism: Chaetura pelagica (chimney swift)
Lineage: Eukaryota; Metazoa; Chordata; Aves; Apodiformes; Apodidae
Gene: UBR3
Product: ubiquitin protein ligase E3 component n-recognin 3 (putative)
Exons: 40
Coding region: 58-5139 (1693 amino acids)
Biological process (GO): protein ubiquitination; ubiquitin-dependent protein catabolic process via the N-end rule pathway
Cellular component (GO): ubiquitin ligase complex; cytoplasm
Molecular function (GO): ubiquitin protein ligase activity
Source: RefSeq, a predicted model, not a curated record